Messenger RNA from Misgurnus anguillicaudatus (oriental weatherfish), 319 nucleotides. NCBI's taxonomy places the organism in Eukaryota, Metazoa, Chordata, Actinopteri, Cypriniformes, Cobitidae. The record is from RefSeq and is a predicted model, not a curated record.
UCAAGAAUCAUGAAAUCUUUCUUCAUUGUUGCCUGUGUCAUCGGACUCUGCUGUGUUGCGCUGGCAGAUGAUGAGCAACACAGAGAGAAGCAGAGCAAUUCCUUAGAGGUCAGUUUGCAGUUUUGUGCUCCUGCCCCAGCACCUGGACCAGCACCUGCCCCACAUCCUACCCAAGCUCCUUGCCCUGCCCCUGAUCCUACCCAAGCUCCUUGCGCUGCUCCUGGUCCUGCUCCUGCUCCAGCUCCAGCUCCAGGCCCUUAGGGAGAUGAGUCACCAAUUAUAAUAUUUAGUUGCACCCAUUUUUUUUGGAUUGUAAUGU